CGUUUCUUCUAUUUUAAGCAUUAGCAACGCUCAAAUUCCCCUGCGUUUCCGUCUGCAAUAUUUUCCCUCCCAUGCCACAAUACUGCAGAGGAAACAAAGAUGGCUUAUGUUCCACCGCACAGAAGAGUACAGGCGUCGUCUAGUUCUGAAACAAUUCCACGCUCUACGGAGAGACUAUACGAUCACCCACGGGAGGACGAUGAUGAAGGAUCUACUGUUUUCAUUUGGUUUGCUGUUGAUGCAAAUGCCAAUCUGCCGCCUAAUUUGAAGUUUGAAUUCAAACCCUUUGGAGAGACAUCGUUUUUACAUCUGCGAGACACGAAGGUUUACACCAUUUCCGUACAGUCCCAUCCUGUAGACGAUGCAACAAAUGAUAUGAGAUCCUUGAUGAAUAAUGAGAGCCCUCCAUGGAGGUAUACAUCAAAUAAAAUAAAGGAUGAUUUAAGAAAAUGUUUCCACAAGCUUGAGAAGUAUGUCAAGAUGUCAAAGCCUAACUAUGCCAAGCCUUCUUUUACAGCUCGAUUUGGAAAAAUCAUAUUUCACGGCUAUGGGUUAGAAUCGCAUAAAAGUGUCACCUUAGAUAUCUUGGAGAAAACGUUUCAUAUUGAAAGGCAUUUUCAAACUCCAUCAAAGAUAUUUUAUACAAACAUUCCAAAAGAUAUUUUUGAAGCCGUAAAACAAAAGGCAAUUAUGAGUUUGGCAUCGCCAACAUUAAAAGAGAAAGUUGUGUAUCUAAUUCUGGUUAGGAAUGUUUCGGAUCGUAGUAUUGGUAUGGAGGUGACAUGUCACAAGAAAGACAUAGAUGGUAAACAAAUUGAAGUCAAGAAGGCAAUUCAAGAAGUUGGAAAUGGUAAGGAAAGUAAGAAAGGAGGUGGAGCAAUAUGUGCAGAGAGCAUUGGUUUUAUUGCUGAAGGAGUCAGAGAGGCAAGGAAGAGGAAUAUGCCAACUGCAGAGGAUCCAGUCAAGGUUAAGAAAGCUAAUCUAGAAACCUCCUCCAUAAAAUCAAGACAAUCCAAAAGAAUUGCACCCUCCUUCGGUUCUGCAAAGCCAUCCAGCUCUGUGAAAUUUGAAGCCAAAUCAUUUGGAAAAGGAGAAAAAAGGAAGAAAGAUAAGGAUGAUGAAGAGAUUGAAUCCAAUGAAGUUGUGAAGAAGAUAAAGUCCAAGGGCAUUAAAGGAUCAAAAGUCUCCAAGGACAAGCCCUCUGAUAGAGAGAAAGCACACAAGAAGAUGAAGCUAGAUCCAUCUGGUAUGUCUAUUGAAGAUGUUGAAAAAUCUCUCACUGUUUAA
Messenger RNA from Cryptomeria japonica (Japanese cedar), 1287 nucleotides. RefSeq lists its product as uncharacterized. NCBI's taxonomy places the organism in Eukaryota, Viridiplantae, Streptophyta, Pinopsida, Cupressales, Cupressaceae. The transcript has 5 exons. The record is from RefSeq and is a predicted model, not a curated record. The coding region runs from base 100 to 1287 and encodes 395 amino acids.